This is a messenger RNA of Medioppia subpectinata, 1428 nucleotides long. The record is from the annotation of a GenBank genome assembly. Lineage: Eukaryota; Metazoa; Arthropoda; Arachnida; Sarcoptiformes; Oppiidae.
AUGCUUCUAUCAUAUUCAAUAUUAUUAUUUUUAUUAUCAAUAACUCUUAAAGUAAAUUGCGACCAGGGUGAAUUUACAGGGAAACGAUGGGUAGUGUUAUGCUCAGGUGGAAGAAGUUGGGUGAAUUAUGCUUUUCAUGCUAAUGUAUACCACGCGUACCAUAUGUUUCGCGGGAACGGUAUUCCCGAUGAAAACAUAAUUAUUAUGCAUUACGACGAUAUCGCUAACAAUAGUGUAAACCCAACUCCCAGUAAAGUAUACAAUGAUUACAAUAAGACUGAUGUCUAUUACGGAGUGCCCAAACACUAUACCGGCGAUGAUGUCAAUCCUACCAACUUUUUAGGUGUACUUAAAGGAGACGAGACAUUAGCCCGGAGUGGGAAACCAGUGGUCAACAGUGGACCCGACGAUCAUAUAUUUGUUUAUUUUGCCGAUCAUGGAUCACCAGAUAUGAUUCACUUCCCCUUUGAGUUCUUAUGGGGUGAGGAGUUGAAUGUGGCUCUACAGGAAAUGCACCUAAACAAACGAUAUAGUAAACUAGUAUUUUACCUAGAUACAUGCGAAUCAGGCUCAAUGUUUUACAAACUAUUGCCCAAUAACAUCGACGUGUAUGCUGUGUCGGCCACAUCACCAGAACAACUUGGCACAUUAUUCUCAUACUACUGGAUGAAAAAUACUGAACUUAAUGAUUUUGGGAAUGAAAUAACAUUACAACAGCAGUUUGAGUAUAUCUACUCAUCGGCUAACAAAAGUAAUCCGGAUAUAAUUGAUGAAACUCAACAAGCGCAACAAUACGGUGAUUUAUCUAUCGCAAAAUUGCCCAUAUCACAGUUUUUUGGAAAGUCACCAAAAUCAAUUAGAAAUGAUAUUCUAUUAGAUAAUACACUGAACGAUAGGGUAAAUACUAGAGAUGUGCCGCUAUAUAUGGCUAAAAUAGCUGUCGAUGAAGCGUUGAAUACCAAUGAGAAAAAUAGAAACAAUCCUACCCCGGGUAAAGUAUUUAAUGAAGUGAAUGGCAGUGAUGUCUAUCACGGAGUGCCCAAACACUAUACCGGCGAUGAUGUCAACCCUACCAAUUUUUUGGGUGUACUUAAAGGUGACCAAACAUUAGCCCGGAGUGGGAAACCAGUGGUCAACAGUGGACCCGACGAUCACAUAUUUGUCUUUUUUACCGAUCAUGGGUCACCAGGCUCAAUGUUUAAUAAAAUGUUACCCGAUAACAUUGACGCUUACCCCAAGAAUAAACACCUUCCAACACCCAGCCAACCUCCCCAAGUCGACAGCUUAGGGGUCCUCCACUGUCACCUUUACAAUGCCUUCGCGUUCAUUAAUAUUAUAAUCACCAAAAGUGACGGAUUUUAUCUCGGGAUGACUACAGUGGGCGGCACUCAGUAUCCACUGAUCGCUAAUCAGCGAACCACCGCACCA